Molecule: messenger RNA, 3804 nt
Organism: Triplophysa rosa
Lineage: Eukaryota; Metazoa; Chordata; Actinopteri; Cypriniformes; Nemacheilidae
Gene: camkk1b
Product: calcium/calmodulin-dependent protein kinase kinase 1, alpha b
Biological process (GO): protein phosphorylation; activation of protein kinase activity; CAMKK-AMPK signaling cascade
Molecular function (GO): protein kinase activity; ATP binding
Source: RefSeq, a predicted model, not a curated record
UAGCCUCUCUCUGCCUGUUUAAUGAGCUCUAAUUAGAGAGAUGAGUCUGAUCAAGGACCUGGACCCCCAGCGGACCCUCUAGAAAUACUCAGAAAAGAAUCAUCGCUUCUUGUGAGACACAUUGGUUUUGUUCCUGAUGAGCAGAAGAAAAGAUGUGAAACUAUGGCCGGCGCUACACACACCGGCUGCUCUGUCACCACUGAACACUGUAAAGUCCGCUGAGAUGUUUACUGUGGUAUAAGCAGCUCUGACAGAAGCAGGACAGCUAUGAGUGCUGACACAGCCAACAGAAUGGAUCUGGACCCGGAUUAUCAUGCAGAACUGACCGAUAUGGUAGCAGCCAUGAAUGUGGCAGCCAACCGGCUGACCCCACCAAAUGGCUACAGGAACCCACAUCGCCUCAAUCUCUCGGAUCGCAAGCUGUCGUUGCAGGAGCGAUCGAGUUACGGCCCUACCCCGAGGACAGCCAGGAGACCCACUAUUGAAUCCAAACGGGUGUCUAUCUCUGAUGGCGAUGACUGUGUUCAACUCAACCAGUAUAAAUUAAAGAAUGCGAUAGGAAAAGGUUCAUACGGUGUGGUCAAACUAGCAUAUAAUGAAGAUGAUGACCAGUACUAUGCUAUGAAGCUUGUUUCCAAAAAGAAGCUAAUGAAGCAGUUUGGAUUCACAAGACGCCCGCCUUCCAGAGAAUCUAAUGGAUCACAGGAGAAUCUUUCAAAGCCUUUUGGCCUGUUGGACCGAAUAUAUCAAGAAAUUGCUAUCUUGAAAAAACUUGACCAUCUUAACGUUGUUAAAUUAGUUGAGGUUCUUGAUGACCCUGUUGAAGAUAACUUGCAUAUGGUCUUUGAGUUGGUACCUAAAGGUCCAAUAAUGGAGAUCCCAACAGACAAUCCACUGACGGAGGAUAUGGCCCGUUUCUACUUUAGAGACGUAAUUCUGGGAAUUGAAUACUUACACUAUCAGAAAAUCAUUCACAGAGACAUCAAACCCUCAAAUCUGUUGCUGGGGGAUGAUGGCCACAUAAAGAUAGCAGAUUUUGGUGUCAGUAAUGAGUUUGAGGGUCAUGAUGCUCUCCUGUCAAACAGUGCAGGAACUCCAGCCUUCAUGGCCCCUGAAACUCUGACUGACCAGGAUCAGAGAUUCAGCGGCAGGGCUUUAGACGUAUGGGCAAUGGGAAUAACACUAUACAGUUUUGUCUUCGGAAGGUGUCCCUUUCAUGAUGAUUACAUCCUAGGCCUGCAUGAGAAAAUCAGGACCAUGCCAGUGGAGUUUCCAGACAAUCCAUUGAUCAAUGAGGGGUUGAGAGAUCUCCUUACCAGAAUGCUACAUAAAGCCCCUGAAACUCGAAUCACGAUACCAGAAAUAAAGUUGCACCCAUGGGUAACACUUGAUGGUACCGAUCUGUUACCUCUGGAGGAGGAACACUGUACAGUGGUGGAGGUCACAGCUGAAGAUAUCCAGAACUCCGUGAAACUAAUUCCCAGUCUGUCUACUGUGAUCCUGGUGAAAUCCAUGUUGCGAAAGCGUUCCUUCAGUAAUCCUUUUGAAGGUCGCAGACAGGGCAGGUCCAUGUCGGCACCUGGAGGUCUGACCUUGGAUACAUCGCUGUUUCGCCCUUUAAGGGGAAGUAACAGUGUUGGCAGCAGAGAAGGAGAACUGGAGAAUCUUAUUGAGGAUGAAACAUUUUCGUGAGAUUGUAAAUACUUGUGUAAACCAGACCAAUGGUGUUAUUGGACAAAUGUUUGGACCUGCAUCUGCAGUGUAUGACUUAUGAAUGUGAUUUAUGAUAUUGCCAUGCUGUGUAAACAUUUAGAUGCUAUAGACACGGACAACAUUUGAAGCACCUUUGCAGGGUCUUUUUUCUGCAUUUAAGUUUGCAUUUUAGUGCCAAAUGUAAAGUAUGCAAUGUAAAAACUGUUAUGUUUAGAAAUGUAUAUGAGGACACUUAGCAAGAAAAGCACAUUUGAAUCAGAUCACAUUAAAUGACCCCUCAACAAAAAUAACUUAGAAAUGUUUGAUAAAUGAAAAACAACUUAGAAAUGAUUGAUAAACAAAUAUAGCAAGAUUUAUUUAAAACCCAACACAUACAAAUCUUGUGAAUUGUGAAUAGAACUGUGAAUUAAGUUAACAAUUCCCUUACAGAAAAGACAUGUGAUCACAUGUGAAAUGUGUGUUUUUGGAACAUUUUGGUGUGAAUUCCAUGUGAAUUCCCACGUGAAACCCAUGGGAUAACAUGUAAAAACCCAUGGGAUAACAUAUGCGACAUGUCUCCACAUGUGAUCACAUGUUCUUCACGUCACCAUAUGUUGCACAUGUCAUCCCAUGGGUUUUUACAUGUUAUCCCAUGGGUUUCACGUGGGAAUUCACAUGGAAUUCACACCAAAAUGUUCCAAAAACACACAUUUCACAUGUGAUCACACGUGUUUUUUUGCACAUGUUAAACACAUGUUGUAUACAUGUGAUCACAUGCGAAAAACAUGUGAAAUUCAUGUGAAUUUUCUGUAACACUCAAAACUGAGAAAAACCUUGGUAACCAUUCACUUCUAAUGUAUGGACACAAAAAAACAAUGCAAGCCAAUGGGUGCCGUCACUGUUCGACAACCAACGUCCUUCAAAAUAUCUUCUUUUGUGUUUUCUGCUGAAGUUUCUUUCUUUGAUUAGAAACUCAUACUUAUUUUUAUAUUUAUAUAGGCUGAUAUAGGAAUGAGAAAGCAACUUUAAAUAUUGAUUCUGAGGUGAAAAGAAAUAAUCUUAACUAAGUAUAUACUACAUUAUCUUUUUAGAAACAUUAGGAGUGUAAAAUAUGUACUUUUCUUUUCUUUUUGAGGCUGUGCAAUAUAUCUUUUGGAUAAACCCAUGUUCAGUUGAUGUAGCAAGAGCAAAGAGCUCUUCAAUAUUUAAUGUUGUUUUGCACUAUUAUGUGAGAUUCUCCUUCUUUCCUUGAUAAUACGACAGAAAAGGAAAUGACUUUCUUAAAGAAAAAUUAAAUAUUAAAAAGAAAUGGAUAGUGAUGGCAGAUUCCGAGUAAAACAACCUCGAAGCCAGUCUGUAUGAUACCUUGUUUGAAAACGUUACUGCAUUCUAGUGACCGCCUGAGGAUGCUCAGUGAAUAGCACAAACAACCCCAAGUUUAAUUUUUGUAGUUGACAGUCUAUGAGAGAUUGUAUUACCGAACAAGAGCUCCAUUAUGACCUUACAUUAAGUAACAGACAUGUCUACAUGAAGUUCACUGUUAUGUUAUGAUGACUUCAUAUAUGGUCAAUAAUCUUUAUUUAAUUAAAAAUGCAUUUUCAGAUGACAUUACGUAUUAUUGUUAGCUGACGCAAACAGCAUAAAAUUAGGCCCUACUUUAGGUAAAUUAUAUCAAGCAUCUAAAGAGUAUUCAGUACACAGGAUGCAAGCAUUUUGUUCAUAUCUAGCCUGUAUCUCCUCAAAGUAUUCUCUUUAAACAUCUUGGCAAGCAUAAAAAAUUGUGUGAUUACAAUAGACAAGUAGAGUCUCUGCAAUGUGUGCACUGGAACAUUAAAAUGAGUAUACGGGCCUAGAGAGUAUUUUUGUGAAGAUAAUAGUCACCUGCUACUAUGCUAAACAGUAUAUUAUUUUUAUAACCAUGAUAUGCACCGGUAUGUAUUCAUUCAGUGGUAUUUUCUUCCCAACUGUGUUCAAUCAAUAAGUGCAAUAUUGUACAGAGAUACAGGGUACCACAACAUGACUAAAUGACAGUAUGUAUAGAGACAAUAUUUAUUUUGUUUUAUAGUCAUCCUUUACUUACCUUCUUGUCAUUUUAAACCUGUAUAACCUUCU